Messenger RNA from Glarea lozoyensis ATCC 20868, 183 nucleotides. RefSeq lists its product as uncharacterized. Lineage: Eukaryota; Fungi; Ascomycota; Leotiomycetes; Helotiales; Helotiaceae. The transcript has a single exon. The coding region runs from base 1 to 183 and encodes 60 amino acids. The record is from RefSeq and is a predicted model, not a curated record.
AUGUCUUCGGCAACUCCUUAUGCUAUAGAGAGUGCUCCAAAAGAAUUGCACAACUAUAUGCCCGAAAUGCUCCAAUACCACAUUGGGGAGCUUACCCUUGAAGGUCUCGCCACUGGCGAGGUUAGACGAGUGAGGCGCAGAGGUGGAAGCCUACCACCCACAGCUAUAAGUCUCCUGCAUUAA